Molecule: messenger RNA, 2009 nt
Organism: Spinacia oleracea (spinach)
Lineage: Eukaryota; Viridiplantae; Streptophyta; Magnoliopsida; Caryophyllales; Amaranthaceae
Exons: 3
Coding region: 187-1743 (518 amino acids)
Molecular function (GO): calcium ion binding
Source: RefSeq, a predicted model, not a curated record
GUGAAAGCUUAAUUUUCUGUACUUUAAACCUCCAAUCACAUAAAGAUUUGCUAAAUAAAUCUUGUGCCAAAAUUAGCUUUUUCAGCCUUGUUAGUUGUUGAUAGAUCUCUUACUAUUUACUCCGUACUAAACUACGGAGUACUUCAUUCUUUCAACUGUAAACCACCAUCUCACGACUUUCCAGCCAUGAAUCCACCACCAACUUCGUUUUCCGGCCGCCGUCGUUCUUCCGUGAUCGACGUCAACACUCCUCCUAUUCUCACAUCCGCCUCACCAGCACCCCGAAAGUCCUCCGUUUGUGAUUCUCCUCCGCGGCAAUACGCCGCUCCAACCACUGAUGAUGGCGGCUCAGCUGAAAACAUAGCAACCCGAAAAGCUUCGGUUUGGGAUGAUAAUACGAAUACCGCGUCUAGAUCCACGGAUUCGGGUUACGGGGCACAACCGGGAAAUGAAGGGUCCACUACUUUGGGUUGGAUAACCGGGACUGAGCUCGUCUCGUCUCCUACAUCUUACGACAUCUCCAGUACCAUUGAUCAUGGCUCUUCUGCUUCAGCUGAAAACAUAGCAACCCGAAAGGCUUCGGCAUGGGAUGAUAAUACGGGUACGGGUUCUAUGAACAGUACCCGGGCUUCUGUGACGGGUAUUGCUGGACGCAGGUCCACGGCUUGCGAUGAUGAUGAUACGUGUACCGCUUCUACCCGGCGGGCCUCUGUGACGGGUAUAGCUGGACGGAGGUCCACGGCGUUGGACCGUCCACCUUGGGAUUUGUUUUCCGGGGCUCCGCCGAGUAAUGAAGGGUCCACCUGGGAUUGGAUGUCUGAGAUCGUCUCCAUGAUUUCUAAUACUAAUGGUGAUGGUGACGGUCUAAGUUCAGACAAAAACCGGGUUUAUUAUGUUGGCAACAUGAAUCACGUUUUCGAAACCCACAACGAUCAGAAAAGUCUAGCCAUUGUUGAUGUUGAGACCAUCAUGUACGCCUAUGGAGUUGACAAGGCCUGUGUUGAAGAAAUCUUCAGCAAAAUUGACCCUAAAAAAAGUGGGAUAUUCAACAUCAACUCCAACAACAAGCAAAUUCUAGUCGCCUCGAUCAUGAACUUCUCUUCUCCAAAGGAGCCACUCGUUAAUCUAAGGCAUGCUAGCAAGUGCUUUCGAAACAACUUGCUAUCACCACUCCAUUUUGCUGGUUAUAUCAUCGACGUUCUUAGAGGAAGAUGUAUAGGAAAUGAGCCUCACUUUAUGAUCCUAGGAAUGUAUAGCAUACUUGGAGUUUUGCAAGGUUCCACGAACCGUGGACUUACCACCAAAGAUGUGGAGAAGUUUGUGUCAUUGUGGAAAGUAAAUAAUUCAGACGAGGCACAAGACCUUAUAAGUAUGAUCAAAGAUGAUCAUAAUGGAACUAUUUCAUGUUGGAGCUUCUACAACUUAUUGUACCGUAGGAACAUGUUUGGAAAGCAGAGAAUUGAAGUGUUUGAUAUACAGGGGAAGCAAAAAUCGUCAAUGUUCUUCCCAUUAAUAGAUAAAGACCAAGAUGGGUUCCUCUCCUCUGCUGAUCUUUCUAGUUUUGCUGCAACCUUUGGCCGAUACCCAUCCGAUGAAGCGAUUGAUCGUGUGACUCGGAAGCUUGAUAUGGAUGGUGAUGGUAAGAUCAAUGUUGAGGAUUUUUGUGUGGCAAUGGAGCUUGUAUUGGAUGGGAUGGCAUGGGAGUUUUGGUUGGUUGCUAUCUUGCUCACUUUUGAGCUUUAGUGAGGCAUUGUUCUGUUCGUCGUUCCACUAAGUUCAGAUAAGAUAAGUUCGGGAAAAAAAGAAGUGUUGACAAAGUAUAAUUUAUAAGUUUAAAGCGAUCUUGGUUGGCUGUUAUCUUGCUCACUUUUGAGCUUUAGUUACUUCGUUUACGUAAGCGGUCUUGGACAUGAGCGGGUGACCCACAGAACAGGACCCCAAAUUUUAGGGUUAUCAAAUUUCGGAUAUGAUUUAACAAAUUCGUAAUAUUAAGAAAAAUUGUUGUUUUA